Paramecium octaurelia is the source of this 546-nucleotide messenger RNA. The record is from the annotation of a GenBank genome assembly. Lineage: Eukaryota; Ciliophora; Oligohymenophorea; Peniculida; Parameciidae.
AUGUUAAGGAAGGCAGCAUUAUAGUCAUAUAUGACUCACAUAUAUUGCUAUCAGGAUAGUUUAUGGAACUGCAUUCACAAAUCGAUCAUUUAAGAUUGCUGGGAUGUACAAUAUUUUAAUCAAUCUAUAAAUUUUUCACACACAUACUUAACUGUCUUGAAAGAGUUCUAUAAUUAAGACAUAAUAUGUAACAUCCUCAGAAGUUUCAAUGGUCUGAAAAGCUUGAAUUAUGGGCAACUCAUAUUAUCAGCAAUUCGUAGAUAGCCUGCACAUUAUAUAAAGUAUUCCAAAAGGAACUUCGAUCGAACAUAUUGCAAUUUAGGAGUUAAAGAGCUGCUGAAUCUAUCUUAGAGAAUAGAAGAAGUAUAUUUAGUUGAAGCAAAGGGUGCAUCAUAAAUAAUGAAUUAGUUAAUGAAUUAAUAUGUUGUGAAUGAGAAAUUUAAUGGAAAGCUGCAAUUAGAUUUUUUUUAGAAAAAUUUAAGAUGUUAAAACAGCACUGAUACAAAGUUUCCAAGCGCUAUUAUAAAUAUCAAUUCCAGUGCCUGA